AUUUGGCGGAAAUUUUGAUAAGUUGUACAUAGGGGACUGCGCGUACGAGUCGUAGGGGCACAGAGAAGUGGAAGUCGGCCAUUAUGACGGUGUAGUAUACCUCCUUAAAGAAGGAAAUGCAACCAGAUCAGAAUUCACACAUGUGACCCAAGCCUCUGGCCUCCAUCAGGUGCUCUACCACUGAACUACAUGUAUCUGGUUGGGUAGAUGAACUGGCAUGUCUUGAAGAUAUUGAAGCAUGGAAGCUACGGAUAUAUGUUUGAGAGAGGCCAUUCCAGAUUCUUGGCACUGCAGCCACUAGGUCAUCCCGGUUUUUAAUAUCAUCCAACUCACAGGACAGUUUGAUUUUGAUACAACGCCAGACAUUUUCAACAACAUUAAGGUCCAGGGACUGCAGGCCAGUUGAAAUUAGAAUGAGGAUAAAGUGUGAAAUGGAUAUUAUAAACCGGCUGCUGCCAUCCAUGAAUGUAAAGAAGGGUGGCAGAAGUUGCCACACACAGUUAUCUAUAGGGAAAAAGCCACAAAGUGAUUCCAAGGAGGGCACCUUGUUUCUAAUGGUGUGUACUGCUCAAGAUAAAAAUGGAACAAAAUUUCAGAUUAAGGACAAUGUUGAGCAAAUAUUUGCAAAGUUUAUAAAUGAAGGAAAGGCAACAAUUCGUUUCAAAGAUCCAGAGCAGGAUUUAUGCUUGUGCAAGGCGGAUCCACUACAGCUUAAAAACUUUCUGACUUUACUGCGCAAGGCAUCAUUAGGUCAGAAUAUAGACAAGAUUAACUUAUCCACACUGGCUCCAGCAAGUAAUAAAGGUAUUGAUAAACCAAAAACAAAACUGUCAGUGACAUCCAGGAAAGACUAUCCUCUCACCAAAAGCUUUCCUUCACAGUUGGAACAUCUUCAUAUAUCUCAGUGUCGGAUGAAGAAGAUAGAUUCCAGAAUUUUUCAGCUUAAAAGACUCCAGCAUCUAGACUUACGGGAAAAUGUUGUGGAAGAGUUACCUCUUACAUUUUCUCAACUCGUAAAUUUGCGGGAACUGAUACUAAAUUCAAACAGGAUACAGAAGCUACCAUCUUCUUUGUUUUUAUUGCCAAACUGGAAGCAGAUGCUGUCACUGUUGGACCUCAGUAAUAACAACAUUACACUUCUGCCUGUUCAGCUCUGUGAAUUGGAUAAUCUUGUCACUCUGAGAGUGGACCACAACAAGCUAGAAACAUUUCCACCCACAGUUGGAAGACUCAAGAAACUCAAAUAUCUUUCAGCCAGUCAUAACCGUAUAGAGGUGCUUCCAUACAGUUUUAUGCAGUUGCAAUUGGAACAUCUGGACCUGUUUGAUAACCUUUUCAUUGAUGUUACAAAGUCUGAUUUAGAAGAGAAAGAAUGGCAAGCACCAUCUUUAGUGGAGUGUUGUGCCAGAAUGAUUCGUAAAAAUAGGUUGCCUUACAGUGAGGAUGACUUGCAUGCUCAUCUCUGUCGCUAUCUGGACUCGGCUCGAGUUUGUUGGUGUGGUGGUUUCUGUUUCGAGGGCUGCGUCCGAGCAUUGACCUCCUUAUCGCUACAGACUUUCUCACCUACAGUUUCCGCCGUAGAUUUACAGGGAAGAAUGACUGUGCCUGUUCUUUUGUUUCUAUGUUCUCCACAGUGCCAGCGUAAAUAUAAAAGAAAUCCUCAUGCCUACUGGAGGUAAAGAUAUUGUAAAUAAUGCAUUUUGGAAAUGAAUAUGUACAGAAGUUAAAUAUGGUAUCGUGUAUAUAAUGGAUUAGCAUUGAUUAUCACUUUUAUAACCAACGAUGGAAGAUGCAAAAACUCUUAAAACAAAUUGACAGACCUCGCAUACCAUCCUGAAUGUUGUCUAUGCUUGGUAUUGCAUUGUAUAAAAUUGAAAUCUAAAAAAGUCCAUGGCAUUAUAUCUGUAUAUAUAUAUAUAUAUUAAAAACCCUUCAUUUCCUUUUGAUAUUAUGAAAGAAUGGUCUUGUUUACAUCGAAAGUAGCAAACAAUAAAACAUGAAGUGUUC
Molecule: messenger RNA, 2007 nt
Organism: Ostrea edulis (European flat oyster)
Lineage: Eukaryota; Metazoa; Mollusca; Bivalvia; Ostreida; Ostreidae
Product: leucine-rich repeat protein 1-like
Exons: 7
Coding region: 414-1679 (421 amino acids)
Molecular function (GO): protein binding
Source: RefSeq, a predicted model, not a curated record